UAUAUCUCACUGGUCCUAGUCCGGGGGGGGCGGGGCUAAGCUGCAGUCGCUCUGCAGCCUCGGUGGGUGGCCCCAGCAGGGGCCCUCCUCCCCCGCCUCCCGGCCGCCCCGCCCCGCCCCGCCCGCAGCUCCGCCUCCCUGCUGUCGUCGCGGAGCUAGGCCGGCAGAGGGCGGUGUGGGCAUUUGCGCUCAGAGAUCCGGGAGCGAAGGAACCUGGCGGCCGCCGUCUAUUUCCCUCGUCGGCCGCAAUGGUUUUUCCCAGACUCCCCCGCGGGUAAACAGACAUGGCCGACGAAGGUGGCGGAGGAGAACCAAACAUGGGGAACCACCUGCAGCUCAUGCCCGCAGAAAAUGAAGAAGAUGAUGAAAUGGAAGUUGAAGAUCAGGACAGCCAAGAAGCCAAAAAACCUAAUAUCAUAAAUUUUGACACCAGCCUGCCAACAUCUCAUAUGUAUCUGGGCUCUGAUAUGGAAGAAUUUCAUGGCAGGACUUUGCAUGAUGAUGACAGCUGUCAGGUGAUUCCAGUUUUGCCACAGGUGAUGAUGAUGUUGAUUCCUGGACAAACCUUACCUCUUCAACUUUUUCGUCCUCAAGAAGUUAGCAUGGUGCGGAAUUUAAUUCAGAAAGAUAGGACUUUUGCAGUUCUAGCAUACAGUAACAUACAGGAAAGGGAAGCACAUUUUGGGACAACAGCUGAAAUAUAUGCCUAUCGGGAAGAGCAAGACUUUGGAAUUGAAAUAGUAAAAGUGAAAGCUGUAGGAAGACAGAGGUUCAAAGUACUUGAAAUAAGAACACAAUCAGAUGGAAUCCAGCAAGCAAAAGUACAGAUCCUUCCUGAACGAGUAUUGCCUUCAACCAUGUCUGCAAUCCAGUUGGAAUCUCUUAAUAGGUGCCAGCUUUUUCCAUCUUCAAAACCUGUAUCAUGGGAAGACCACUGUUCACCUCAGUGGUGGCAGAAGUAUCAGAAGAGAAAGUUUCAUUGUGCAAGUCUGACUUCUUGGCCUCCCUGGCUCUAUUCCUUAUAUGAUGCUGAAACCUUAAUGGAAAGAGUCAAGAGACAACUACAUGAAUGGGAUGAAAAUCUAAAAGAUGAAUCUCUUCCUUCAAAUCCAAUCGAUUUUUCUUACAGAGUAGCUGCCUGUCUUCCUAUUGAUGAUGCAUUACGAAUUCAACUACUUAAAAUUGGCAGUGCUAUUCAGCGGCUUCGUUGUGAACUAGAUAUUAUGAAUAAAUGUACCUCCCUUUGCUGUAAGCAAUGUCAGGAAACAGAAAUCACAACCAAAACUGAAAUAUUCAGUUUGUCCUUAUGUGGGCCUAUGGCAGCAUAUGUGAAUCCUCAUGGAUAUGUGCACGAGACGCUUACGGUGUACAAGGCUUGUAACCUCAAUCUGAUUGGCCGAUCUUCAACAGAGCACAGCUGGUUUCCCGGGUAUGCUUGGACUAUUGCCCAGUGUAGAGUUUGCUCAAGUCAUAUUGGGUGGAAAUUUACAGCUACCAAGAAGGAUAUGUCACCUCAGAAAUUUUGGGGAUUAACCCGAUCUGCUCUCCUGCCCAGAAUUCCAGAAACUGAAGGCACAUCCAACCAAGAUAGCUCACCAUUACUCUGCUUGUAACCUGAUGAUUUGCUAUGGGAACAAGAAACAGAACCAGUCAGUCAGUAUUUCUAGAUCAAAUCUGCCUUGGAAGUUAUUCUCUCUUCAGAUGCUUGCCUAAGUAAAAAGUGUCAUUGCACUGAGGUUUGCUGUAUGUAUGAGGAAUUGCUACUUCCCUGAGAAACAACAGUAGCUGAAGAUUUGAAUUCAUUGUUGAAGAGGAGGAAAAGAAAUUUAGCAAAUAGGUUUGAUUUCAGGAAUAACUAUCCUAAAUAACUUGGUAAACUUGCCACUGCCCUGUUGAAUUUGAUGUCCAUUUUUACCCAACUAAAGUUUAAAAAAAUAUGCUGUUAAAACAGCUUGCUGCUUAUCUUUUUCAUGUGUAGCAACCAAUAUUAAAAGUGCAUUUCUUUUCUAGGAAUGUUUGUCAGAGGUAUCACAUGAAGAUAUUUUUCAAAGUGGCGCUGAUGUUUCCAAGUUUGUAUAUGUGUACACACACACACACACUCUCUCUCUCUCUCUUUGAAUUUCCAUUUUUGCUUGAUAGUAAAAUAUCCUGGUAUGAGACUGGUUGCUCCAUCCUGGUAUUUGUGAUGGGUUGUAAUGCCAUUUUGGUAACAAAAGUGGUAAAAGGCAAUCAAUGGCACUUGCUGCUAAAGCAAGUAAGAUACAGUGUUCCUUUUUUAUAGGGAGAUUGGAUCAUAUAUUACAAAGGGCUUUUUCCUUUCUGAUUUCGCUUUUUUGCCAUGUUGAUUUGUAAAUCUUUUAAAGCAUUGAUGUAAAAUGUACAGUUUGAACUCCCCAAAUAAACUUUCCUCAUUUUCCAAAAUAUUAGUGAAUUCUGAGUCAUGCUGUUAAAUCAUAUUUGCUUAGUUUUUUAGUAAACUUGCCCAUUUAAAUUUAAUUUGCUCAGGACAUAAAUUAUUUUCCAUGAAGAAAGUAUAAACAUAUGGUAAUUAUCCUUUUCUCAUUUAGCAACUUCAAUAUUGUUUUCCCAUUUUAUUUUUGGAAAUAGACAAGAGAAGUAAAAGCAAAAGCAGAAUAAUGAGAAAAAUAUUAAUUUUUUUGAAAUUGUACUUAAGAGUCUAGUAGUGAUCUGUUUAAAUUUAUUCUAGUAUUGUUUGGUUCAUCCUUUAUAUGUUCAAAGUAAAUAAUGAAAGAAAAAAUUUAUAAGUCAGUUUAAUUAAUAAAGGAGUUCUUACAGUAAAUUGUAUUCAAUGAUUCUCUUCUACCCAACUAUGUUUAUGUAGUGCAUGUUGAACUAACAUUUUGUAAACACAACAAAAUCAGAAUGUGAUGUUGUUUCAUAGUUAUAAAAAAUUUUCAGUUAACUUUGAGGAACUAAUGGCCACUGAUUUUUGAUACCUUCUCUGCUUUUAUUAAAGUGUUUAGUUGACCCAUUUCCAUAACAUAGUUUUUGGGUUUUUUUCACUGAUUUACCUUUAUAAUGGACUGGAGAAAUCAUUAGCAAUGCUGACGAAGCAGAAAGAAUUUUUUUCUAAUUGAAAAUAUUUUUUAGAUUUUUGAAAAUCAAAAUAAGAAGAACAUAUCUAUACUGUAGUUAUUUAAAAGAAAUUGUUUUCUUGACAUUCAUAUCAUUUAAGUUGGAAUGGAGACGUUAAAGGUAGUGUUUUCAGUUAUUACUAAAUGGAGCCCCUCGAAACAUCAAACUGACAUAUGACAUCUAAGCAUGAAAUAUGCUUUCUUUUGGGUGCUGUAUGCAUAUAUAAUCAAGUGGAAUUAGUUCAAAAUGCAAUUUGAUUAUGAUUUUAUUUGCAUUCCAUACAAGUGAGCAUCUUUGUUGUAACUAAAUUUGACGACAUCCUGAUAAGUUACUGAAAAGAUGAGCAAUUUCUUUUUGUGGUUUCUAGCUACAAAGGUAUCACAUGUAGAGAAAUCAUUAAAUAUGUAUGUAUUAUUUUAGAGUAUUGCUAUAGACUUUAAGGAUUCUAUACAUUAUCAAUUUUCAUGACUUGAAAAUUCUGAUUUUUAAGAAAGAAUGUGAAUGUUAGGAUGGUGAUUUUAGAUAGCAAUGAAUGAUCCUACACUGGCCAGCAGAAUGCAGAUCUCUGUAGUUAUCCCAACUAUAUUUAAUUGUACACUUUAGAAGUACUUGCCAUUAAGUGCUCAUUUCAGUAGCACGAAAUACCUCUAGGAACAAACAAAAUUGCCUAAUUUAAGUAUCUUUCAUUAGAUUUGUUAAAAGGAAAAUGAUAAAAGCUCUUUUGUGGCAUGUAGCCAUUCUUUUUAUGUGUUUUCAAUUUUAUUGUAUUGUGAGAUUUUUUUAUGAUGCUGUUUUGUACAUUAAUAUUUCUGGUUUGGAGUUCAGAUAAGUUUUCAAGUGUAGAGUAUUUUGCAGUUGCUUUUAGGAAGCCUCUUUAUUUCACUUUUUCAGUCUGCUUUUUGAAAUCUCAGACUAAUUUGUCGGUAUUACUGCUUGCCAAUAUUUGCAAAGAAUUAAAUUCACUUAUUUAAGAAAUAAUAAAGCCCUAAUAUUGUGACUGA
Messenger RNA from Antechinus flavipes (yellow-footed antechinus), 4097 nucleotides. It is a transcript of the gene CRBN, whose product is annotated as cereblon. Bases 285 to 1613 code for a protein of 442 amino acids. The record is from RefSeq and is a predicted model, not a curated record. NCBI's taxonomy places the organism in Eukaryota, Metazoa, Chordata, Mammalia, Dasyuromorphia, Dasyuridae. Gene Ontology annotation, biological process: protein ubiquitination. The transcript has 11 exons. Gene Ontology annotation, cellular component: Cul4A-RING E3 ubiquitin ligase complex.